AUGAAUCGCAGGGACGACAAUGAGCCGUCUGACCCCAAUGCUCCCUUGCUCCCUUCCGAGCCCCGGAUAGACCAGGAACCCCAAUAUGAAGGUCGCAAUGGGCCGAAGCCUACUACCAACUUGGAACAAUCAAACGGGUGGUUUAUUUACGCUCUGACCUUCUCCGCUGGCAUUAGUGGGUUGUUAUUUGGUUACGACACAGGUGUCAUUUCCGCAACCUUAGUAUCGAUCGGCUCCGAUCUCUCUAACCGUCCUCUAACGACAUUGGACAAGAGUCUCGUAACGUCCUGCACCAGCCUGUUCGCUUUGAUUGCGAGUCCGCUAGCGGGAAUCCUGGCAGACAAGUUCGGUCGCAGAAAGGUUAUUCUCGUUGCAGACGUGCUUUUCACCCUCGGCGCUUUGAUACAAGCUGUCACAAGUGCAGUAUGGGGCAUGAUAGUUGGAAGAAGCAUUGUUGGCCUGGCUGUUGGUGGAGCAAGUCUGGUGACUCCAUUAUACAUCUCCGAGCUGGCGCCUUCCCAUGCUAGAGGAAGGCUUGUGACGAUACUGAGUCUCUUUAUUACAGGCGGACAAGUCGUUGCUUAUAUCAUCGGUUGGUUAUUUUCCUCUGUAUCUGGAGGCUGGCGUUAUAUUGUUGGCAUUGGAAUGCUCCCAGCAAUUUUUCAAUUUUUCAUAGUCUUGACUCUUCCAGAAACCCCUCGUUGGCUGGUCCAGGCAGGGUUCGAAGAGAAAGCUACGAAAGUCCUCUCCCGGGUUUAUGGGAGCCAUCACGACAGUGGCCUCAUGGCCAAGCAGGUUAUGCGGGAUAUCCAGCAAGAAGUGGCCGAGGAGGAGGAAGAGUUAACUCAAACAAACAAGCCCUCCACAGGAAACUGGCAGUGGCUGACGAACGUUACGCAGUGUGCUCGCCACUUGGUCCUCGUCGGUGGUAAUCGGAGGGCAUUGAUCAUAGCGGUUAUGCUGCAAGCCACACAACAACUGUGUGGAUUCAACAGCCUCAUGUAUUUCUCAGCGACAAUUUUCUCCAUGCUGUCAUUCUCGUCCCCAACUCUAGUGUCAUUGUCAGUGGCGCUGACCAACUUCUUAUUCACCUUACUCGCAUUUGCCUUUAUCGAUAGGAUUGGUCGACGCCGCAUUCUCCUGUACUCAGUGCCAGUGAUGGCUCUCUCCCUCAUUGCUUGCGCUUUUACGUUCGGCUCAGUCGAAAUGCCAAACCCGGAGUCGAGGGUACGGGCGGAAGAUGCCACAAGUGAUAGCGCUUUCCUCCCUGUUGUUAUCCUGAUAUGCCUCACCGUUUAUGUGGGAGCUUAUGCUUUCGGACUUGGAAACGUGCCUUGGCAGCAAUCAGAGCUCUUCCCCUUAAAUGUACGCUCCUUGGGAUCAGCCUUGGCUACCGCAACGAAUUGGGGGUCAAAUUUUGUUGUCGGUCUAACUUUCCUGCCUAUGAUGGAAUGGCUCUCUCCUGGAUGGACAUUCGCGGCCUAUGCGGCCGUAUGCGUGUUCGGUUGGUUUGGUAUUUACACUAUCUAUCCCGAGAUGAGCGGCCUUCGCUUGGAGGAAGUCAAGGAACUUCUAGCAGAUGGCUGGGGUGUUCAGGAAAGCCUUAGAAGACGUCGUGGUCGUCCUGGCGUGAGCUAA
This is a messenger RNA of Aspergillus luchuensis, 1638 nucleotides long. RefSeq names its product putative MFS myo-inositol transporter. Bases 1 to 1638 code for a protein of 545 amino acids. Gene Ontology annotation, biological process: transmembrane transport. Gene Ontology annotation, molecular function: myo-inositol:proton symporter activity. The record is from RefSeq and is a predicted model, not a curated record. Gene Ontology annotation, cellular component: membrane. NCBI's taxonomy places the organism in Eukaryota, Fungi, Ascomycota, Eurotiomycetes, Eurotiales, Aspergillaceae. The transcript has 3 exons.